Messenger RNA from Triticum aestivum (bread wheat), 1901 nucleotides. Its product is annotated as BAG family molecular chaperone regulator 3. NCBI's taxonomy places the organism in Eukaryota, Viridiplantae, Streptophyta, Magnoliopsida, Poales, Poaceae. Gene Ontology annotation, biological process: protein stabilization. The record is from RefSeq and is a predicted model, not a curated record. The transcript has 2 exons. Bases 461 to 1516 code for a protein of 351 amino acids. Gene Ontology annotation, molecular function: protein-folding chaperone binding; adenyl-nucleotide exchange factor activity. Gene Ontology annotation, cellular component: cytoplasm.
UACAAGCAGCAGUGUGUGUGCGUCUUCGGGCGAGCUUCCUUCCACAGUCGCACGGCAACAAACCAAAAGUUGAAAUACAAUGUGUAAUUCUGCCAUGGUGAUUUGAUUAGUUUUUAGUUGUGGCAUCAGACAAUAAUUUAGGCUCUUCUGAUUUCGGUUUUGAUGAUAAUGUGUUCGCCAUGUGGCAAGUGGGCGAUACUGUAAUCCGCGUAUAUAUUCCCCUUGUCCGUUGCGCUUAAGCUCCCGCUAAAUACACUCCCUCCCUCCUCGCCGUCCGUCCGUCCCUCCAUUCCAUCCAUCUUCUUCUUCACCGAUCCGCCAUUGCCUCGCGCGCCGGCGGAGGCUUGCCGCUUUGGAGCUGUUUCCCGCCACUGUUGCGCGCUUGCCGGCCUCGUGGUAGCCACAUUUAAUUUACUUACAGCUGCAAAGCGCGCCAAUUCGGCGGGCGGCGGCGGUCACCAUGCUGGGGGUGAGGAAGGGCGCGGCGACUGUGGAGCUGGGGUCGCUGACCAUGAGGAGGAAGGGCGCCCCGCCUCCGCCUCCCCCCGUGGUGCCGGUGGAGGAGGGGAAGAAGGCGCCGGCGGUGGCGGUGGGGACGGGGAAGGUGUCGGCGGAGGAGGUGUGGGAGGUGCGGCCGGGCGGGAUGCUGGUGCAGAAGCGGGGGCCCGAGGAGGACGAGCCGGCGCCGGAGAGCGUCAAGCCGGUGCCCACCAUCCGGGUCAAGGCCAGGCUCGCCGGCAAGACCCACGAGAUCUACGUCAGCGCGGAGGCCACGUUCGGGGACCUGCGGAGGCGGGUGGCGGAGCGCGCCGGCGCGCACCCGGAGGACCUGCGCACGCUGUACAAGGGCAAGGAGCAGGACCCCAAGGCGUUCCUCGACAUGGCGGGGGUCAGGGACCGCUCCAAGGUCGCCGUGGUCGACGACCCCGAGGCCCGCGCGCGGCGCCUGCUCGAGGAGCUCCGCCUGGGCAGCCUCCGCAAGGCCGCCGGCGCCGUCGCCGCCGUCGCCGCCGAGGUCGACAAGAUCGCGCCCAAGGUGUCGGCGCUGGAGGCGUCGGUGCGCAAGGGGGAGAAGGUUGCGGAGAAGGACGUGGCGACGGUGACGGAGCUGCUGAUGAACGAGCUGCUCAAGCUGGACGCGGUGGUCGCCGGCGGCGACGUGAAGGCGCAGAGGCGCGUGCAGGUGAAGCGGGUGCAGAAGUACGUGGAGACGCUCGACGCGGUCAUGGCCAAGAACGCCACCAUCGCGAGCAAGCCCGCCGCCGCGAAGAAGCAGCCGCCACAGCCAGCGCCGGCGAGGCAGCAGCAGCCGCCGCAGUCGCAGCGGCAACGACACCCGACAGCUCCUCCGCAGGCGCAGGCCCCGGCGCAGACGACGCGGUGGGAGAUGUUCGACCUGCUGUCGUCGCUACCAACCACUUCGUCCUCCUCCUCCACCACCACCACCGACAGCUCCACCGCGUCCUCCGCCGGCGCGCCCCCGCCGCCCACCAACCGGCUCGACUGGAUGCUCUAGCCCGGAUCACCACCACCACCGCAAUCCGGACCAGAGAAUCAAAAUGCAAACAUAUUCCCUCGCGCGCGCCAAGAAUUGCUCGGCGAGACGAUGAUUGAAUCGGAUCAUCAUCCAUGUCCUGAUUAGCUCAUCAUACUGCCGCCAAGUCCUAGUUCAUCAUCAUGUCAGAGAGAGGUGUCCAAAGUUUUUUCCUCUUUUUCGUCUUCUUCUUCUUCUUCUUCUUCUUCUGCGUCCGUCAUCAUCAAAAUGUCUGAUACUGCUACAAAUUCUUUGGUGUGCAUACUCUGGGAACCAAACAGUCGGUCAAAAGCUAGGGGAAUGUAAAAUGUAAUGUGUUCAGUUGGGUUGAGAUUGGGAAAUAAGUCAAAGCUUGGAGUUGUGUCCA